CCGGCUCUAAGAUGGCGGCUCCUAGCCUUCUGCUCGGUCUCUUGCCCAGCUCCAAGAUGGCGGCUUUGCUCCCCCAUUAGGCACUGCACCUUCCCUGCGCACGCGCCCCUCCUAUGCGCGCGGGCCUCUGACGUCACUUCCUCUUGUGCAGCAGCCAUUUUGUCUUUCCGUUGCUGCUGCUGCCCGAGCUUCUCCCUCCCACCCGCCGCCGCUGGCUGCGAAACUCCAGUUCCCCCCCGGGCCUGGCUCCCGCCACCCGCGCUGCCCGGCUUCCCCGCCCCUGGGCGAGGGGCCGACAGAGGAGCGGGAGGCCCCCGAUCCUCCUUCCUUCCUUCCGCAGCGCAUGCUCUCCCUGCCCCGGGAGGUGCCUCCGCAGCCCCGCGGACCCCCGGCGAGGGCCGGCGAGCCUCUUCCCACACGGGCCCGCCGCAUGUGACUGGCACGGGUGAGCCCCGUCCCUCACGGAGACGCAGCCCCGCAGCCGCCUCCCCAGCGGGGCCGAGAGCCUGACCCUCCGCUCGCCCUCCGGCGGCAAGGGGGGAAGCCCGGCGUGGCUCUGAGGGCGCGGAGGCCGCCCCUUCAUCCCCCCGCCCCGCAUCGUCCUCCCAUUGCCCCUCUCCCCCCGCCCCGCUAUGUCCAGCGAGGAGAGCUACCUGGCCAUCCUGCGCUACCUGACCAACGAGCGGGAGCCCUAUGCGCCGGGGACGGAGGGCAACGCCAAGCGGAAGAUCCGCAAGGCGGCCGCCUGCUACGUGGUGCGCGGCGGGACCCUGUACUACCAGCGGCGGCAGCGGGACCAGCAGCGCUUCGCCGAGCUCGAGGUGGUGCUGCAGGCCGAGCGCCGCGACCGCCUCAUCCGCGCCGCCCACCUGGCGCCCGACGGUUCGCACCGCACCCGCCUGCACACCUGGCAGGGGCUCUCGCAGAAGUACUGGUGGCGAGGUAUUCUUAAGCAGGUUAAAGAUUACAUUAAAGAGUGCAGCAAGUGCCAGGAAAAGCUAGAUCGCUCUAGAUCUCUGUCAGAUCCUUCUGAAAUGCUGGAGGAACUAGGACUGGAUGCAAAAUCUCAUGAAGACAGUAAUGAAACAGAUGAUGAAUCGAGUAAUAUGUCAUCAAUCCCAGCUGCAUCCCCAAAGACUGUGAAGAAGAAGCCAAUAGCAAAGCAUGAGCUUGUAUUUGUUGACAGUAAGGGCCUUGUGAAGCAGUCAUCUUCCAAACAUUGUCUGUCAGUCUUAAACCAACUGAAUCAGCAGAGGCUUUCCAAUCAGUUCUGUGAUGUGACUCUGCUGAUUGAAGGAGAGGAGUACAAAGCUCACAAAUCUGUCUUGGCAGCCAACAGCGAGUACUUCCGAGAGCUCUUCAUUGAGAAGGGAGCUGUCUCUAGUCAUGAAGCUGUAGUGGAUCUGUCAGGGUUCUGCAAGUCCAGCUUCCUGCCUCUAUUGGAAUUUGCUUAUACAUCAGAAUUAACUUUUGACUUCUGUAGCAUGGCAGACGUGGCCAUGCUUGCCCGGCAUCUCUUCAUGUCAGAGGUCAUAGAAAUCUGUGAAAAUGUGCACAAACAGAUGGAAGAGAAGCAAAUUACAGUGUACCAAAAGGGAGAUAUCCAAACUGUGGAGUCAACACAAAAUUUAGCAGAGCAGUCUGAAGUUGAGAUGCAGGCGGUAGACAGUGCUGAGCAGCCUGAGCUCACAGCCAGUGAAGCGCCAGCAGCUGUGAAUGGAGCUUCUUCCUCUGCAACGCCAGAGGAAGCAGCAGUACCCAAGCCUGAGCUCCUGCCCCCAGAGCCUGCGGAGGCUGCUCAGGAUGGUCUGGCAAAGCCUGUGGGGCAGUGUGAAACCACUGAAAAUCAUGUCAAGAUGCAGCUCCUGGAGAGCAACUCAGAUAGCAUCAUGUGUGUCACAAAGGCUCAGCCAUCGACUGUGGAAGCCAUGGACACAAAACAUCAAAUGGAAAUUGCAACAGAUCAGAAUGAAAGUGGUAAAGCAAAUGUAGACAGUACUUCUGAAGUGUCCUCAGAAACACUCCAGCAAAUAUACGGCAAGCAAAGUAAAGAACAGAGUCCUUUAGCUGCACAACCAGAAAGCCUUGCUUCCAGCCAGGAUGAUACUUACAAAAGCAAGCUUCGCCAACGUUCUGUUAGUGAAGGCGGAUAUAUCAGAUUGCAUAAAGGAAUUGAAAAAAAACUGCAAAAUAGAAAGACAAAUCCUAAAUCUGCAAUACAGCAGGUUGCCAUGAAGCUGGUACAAAGAGGGAAAAAAAUGAAACAGCCCAAAAGAGAGCCCACAGAAAAUAACGAAGUGGAAGCUCAGCACAAAUGCACUGAGUGUGCAAUGGUGUUCCAGCGGCGCUAUGCACUUAUAAUGCACACACUGAAACAUGAAAGGUCUAAAGAUUAUAAAUGCCCAUUGUGUAAAAAAGAAUUCCAGUAUGGUGCCUCCCUGCGAGCCCAUCUUGUCCGGCACACGCGGAAGACCGAAGUGAACACUGCAGCUGCUAAUGCAGAAGAGACAGGCGUGUCUUCAGUGAAAGGGAGAACUAAACGGGAAUUUAUCUGUGAUAUAUGUGGGAGAACUCUGCCUAAGCUCUAUUCUCUCAGAAUACAUAUGCUCAAACAUACAGGUGUAAAACCACAUGCAUGCAAGGUUUGUGGAAAGACCUUUACAUAUAAGCAUGGAUUAAAAAUGCACUUAGCUCUCCAUGAAGUACAGAAACAGUUCAAGUGUGAAUUGUGUGAAAAGUCUUUUGUCACAAAAAGAAGUCUUCAGGAACACAUGAGCAUUCAUACAGGAGAAUCCAAGUAUCUUUGCUCCAUCUGUGGAAAAUCUUUCCACAGGGCAUCAGGACUCAGUAAACACAUAAAGAAACACCAGCCAAAGCCUGAAGUUCGUGGAUAUCAGUGUACUCAAUGUGAGAAGAGUUUCUAUGAAGCUCGAGAUCUUCGGCAGCAUAUGAAUAAACAUUUAGGUGUGAAGCCAUUUCAGUGCCAGUUCUGUGGAAAGUGUUACAGUUGGAAGAAAGACUGGUAUUCUCAUGUAAAGUCACAUUCAGUCACAGACCCUUAUAGGUGUAACGUAUGUGGUAAAGAAUUUUAUGAGAAAGCUUUGUACAGAAGACAUGUACAGAAAGCCACACAUGGUAAAAAAGGAAGAGCAAAACAAAAUCUGGAACGAGUUUGUGAGCAUUGCGGAAGAAAAUUCACACAACUCCGGGAAUAUAGGAGACACAUGAAUAAUCACGAAGGUGUGAAGCCAUUUGAAUGUCUAACGUGCGGAGUAGCCUGGGCUGACGCCCGUUCGUUGAAGCGCCACGUGAGGACACACACUGGAGAGCGACCAUACGUCUGUCCAGUGUGCAACGAAGCUUACAUAGAUGCCCGGACGCUACGGAAGCACAUGACCAAGUUUCACAGGGACUACGUACCCUGCAAAAUUAUGCUAGAAAAAGAUACUCUUCAGUUUCAUAACCAGGGGACACAGGUGGAACACGCCAUCAGCAUUUUAGCAGCAGAUGUGCAGGAAGAAGAAACCAAGAUUUGCGUUGGCGAUGGUGAGAUUGAGACUGUGGUGGUGACAGGAGAGACACUUGAAGCCAUUGAAGCAGUUGCAGCUACAGAGGAAUGUACAUCGGUCUCUACUCUUUCUGACCAAAGCAUCAUGCAGGUGGUAAAUUAUGUAUUGGCGCAACAGCAAGGACAGAAAAUGGCUGAAGUGACCCAGGCCAUUGAAACUGUAGAAGUGGAAGUGGCCCAUGUUGCAAAGACAGAGUGAAUAUAGUAUAUGAGAGAGCAAGAAGGGUGAGGUCUUAAUGAUCUGUGAAAUCUAAGUAUUUAACUGGGCAUCUGAGGCUUACAGUGAUGUCUAUUUUCAAGCAGUUAUUCCCCACUACUGAAUGUCUUGGUGACGAAGUAAUGCACCAUGUGUUAUGGGGGAAAAUGUUAAGAUGCUUCAGUGUGCACCAAGGCUUUGAAGGCAAAUAUUUGUGCACUGGCUGUAACAGAGAGAAAAAAUAAAAUGGAAGAAUAAUGUUUUCUGUGUCAGGGAGUAAGUAUCAUGCUGUAACUUUUAAAAAAAGAAAAAAGGAAAAAAAAAAAAAACAUAAAGAGGCUGCACUAAAAACUAGAAAUGCACAGCUAUCGGUUUCAUUUUUAUUUUUUUUACUUCUGUUUGUAUGUGCAUUUCAUGAAGUUUGUGAGCAAAUUACCUGUACCAGAUUGUCUGUUUACUCCCCUACAACAAGGGGAUGGUAGAAUGCUUUGUGCAGCUUGUGCUUCAAGUGACUUUUUUCUUUGGGUAGAUGCACCAUCAGCAGUUAGAGAAUCUCAGUUUUGAAGAACUUAAUUAGAUUCCAGGUCAGUGGGCGGCAGGUUGAAGGUUCAGCAAAGUGCUGUAAAAUGUUUUAGAGAUAAUGGGCAGGGGUCCACUGAAGUCAGAGGAAGUGGUUCUCUGAGACAGAUGGUGAAUUUAAGCUGACCAGAGGACAGCCCACUGCAGGGAGGCUGCUCGGAGAAGUAAACUGCUUUUUAUUUGUAAGUGAGGUUGCUUACACUUCAUCCUCUGUGCACAACCAUGUUUAGUUUAAUGAUGUUUGGUUGUGUAAAGGAAGCUGUCGCCUGCACUGUUGUAUGUAUCCAAAGCAGGCAGCUUAACGAUGGAUGUUUCUAAUUGUGCAUUAUAUUUGAUGUAGUAACUCUCAAAGGAAAGAAGUCUAAUGGCAUGCUGUGGGAAUAUAAAUAUACUGAAGAAGUCCAACGAGGUACUAUCUGGUCCUGUAUCAUGUUGGAAGGAGGAGCCCUGCUAAUUCCCACAUGGGACACAUGGCAAUAUCAGGAUAGACAACUAUGAAAAUCUUACUAUGGGGUAAAUAUUUUUUUUUCUCAAAAUACCAGAGUCUUCAGAAGAUCUUAUUAGUGCUGCUGUAAGGAAAUACUUCUAGUGCAAGCUAAUUCACAGUGUUACACCACAUCGAUGGAAAAACUCUUCCUAGGUUGAAUCACAGCCAUGCUUGGCCCAGGUUUUAUUGUCUCUGAUUUAACAGCAAGAAGAGUGACCAUCUUAAUCUGUACAAGGUGCAGGUUCUUUCAUUGUUGUUUGUUUGGGCUUUUUUUUAAAGCAAGGAACAAGUCUGUCAAGGUAACUGAAUGUGCUAUGCAUAUGAACAAUCAGAACUGUAUUCUUUAAAGCGUUCUCAGUUAAUAGUAUUAUCAAAUGUUUCACAACUGACAGCGGCAAGAUGUCCAAAGAGCCAGAAGCCUGUAAUAUCACAGGCUAAACUUCGUAAAUAAAGUUAUAUCUGUGUAACUGUGUGGUACCUGCAAAACAGACCCACUGAACAAAAUUUAAGCAAAAUCUGUGACAAAGUAACCACCUCAUUUGAAUUAGUAUUUCUACCGUUCACCUUCUUAACUGAGUAUCUGUCCACUAAGCUGCAGAAUGGACUGUUCUUUCAAUACUUUGCAAGUUUGUAGAUAAGCAGUUGCUGAAAAAUUUUUGAGCAAUACACAGUUUGAGUUCUGGUCUGGAAUCUGAAUUAAUCUGUAGGUGACCAUUUCAAAGGACAGGGUCUUCUUGCAGAGAAGUAAUGUAGUUAUUUAUACAUCCUGCAGACCUUUGCAAUUGUGUUAUUUUCUAAUUUCCAAAUGAAGUAAAACUAAAAUUAAUCUUUAAACAUAAAAAAUACUGAUAGCUGUAACUCUUGAAUUUUUCUACGGUCAAGAAUCUUGAGAUAGCCAUCCUGUUUAAAAUUAAAAUACUGCCAUUAUGAUGGAAAAAGGUUAAAAAGAGCAAUAGGUAAACUAUAAAAUUCAAUGUUUCUAUCUUACAAAUAAUUAUGUAUUACUAAAGUGAGGAAAUGUUCAAGGAAAAAUAGCUGUAAAUAGUACUAGAACAUUAUUUGUAUAUUUAGUGUGUUACCUUACAAAAAAUUACCCAGCACCUUAGUUUAAUCUUUGGUGCAUUUAUUUAUUUGCCCAACCUAUGGAAGAAACGGAAGUGAACCUGAAUUUCAGAGCCUUGUUACCCACUGUAAAAAUGCUUUAACUGACUGGAUGGUCUGCCGUUCAAAAAACAAACAAAAAGUCGCAGAAGGUUGUUUCCUGAACAAGACUCAGACAGGAAGGUCAAAGCUGAAUGUUGCGGCACCCCUUCCCUACCGUGUUGUGCCUUACCUUUUCUGAAGGGCAUGAGGUAAGCAGGGAGUGUCACUCUGAGCUUUGCUGUUCCCCUGUGUGUGAAGUUGUCUUUUUUCCUUUGGACUUCAGCUUUUAAUUUAUAAGAUGUUUACUACCCUUCUGCAAUCUAUUUGAAGUCAGACUGCAAAUAUGCAGUUGCCAUUAUUUGAUUAUUUUUUUUUUAGAGUUCAUGAGAAAUAUCCAUUUAUAAAGUAUUCCAGGUGAACUCCUGUACAUAAUGGAUUUGAUUUGUACAUUCUGCUGGUUUUAUUUAGUGUUAAAUGUAUAAAGUUACGGUUAUUUCUGUCAUGAAAUAAACUAAGCUUUGCCAUGAA
This is a messenger RNA of Columba livia (rock pigeon), 6501 nucleotides long. RefSeq names its product zinc finger and BTB domain containing 11 (gene ZBTB11). The transcript has 11 exons. NCBI's taxonomy places the organism in Eukaryota, Metazoa, Chordata, Aves, Columbiformes, Columbidae. Gene Ontology annotation, molecular function: DNA-binding transcription factor activity, RNA polymerase II-specific; protein binding. The record is from RefSeq and is a predicted model, not a curated record. Bases 633 to 3767 code for a protein of 1044 amino acids. Gene Ontology annotation, biological process: regulation of transcription by RNA polymerase II. Gene Ontology annotation, cellular component: nucleus.